Messenger RNA from Oncorhynchus mykiss (rainbow trout), 1868 nucleotides. RefSeq names its product large ribosomal subunit protein bL28m. Gene Ontology annotation, cellular component: mitochondrial large ribosomal subunit. The record is from RefSeq and is a predicted model, not a curated record. Lineage: Eukaryota; Metazoa; Chordata; Actinopteri; Salmoniformes; Salmonidae. Gene Ontology annotation, molecular function: structural constituent of ribosome.
ACUUCAACGUAUUUUUUCUUAACCAAUCGAUGUUCUUGUUAGGGUGAGUGGGCGGAACCAUCUUUUACGGAAAUGUGUGCAUGUCCUUGAUUAUGAAGUAACGUGGAGAGGAAUAAGCUUCAUUUGAUGGUGUAAUUUGUCGCUUAUCCAAUUAAAAGGCGUGUGUCAACACCAGCUCAGUGACCAUGCCUCUCCACAAGUACCCCCCAAAAAUCUGGGAAGCCAUGAAACUGAAGCAGGGGAUCUAUGCCCGCCUCCCCAAACACUACCUCCGCUCUCUGGAGGAGACCACGCAGCCCACCCCGGUCCACUGGAAGGCCCUGGGAAUCAAGUACAGGGCCAACCCCAAAACAGGGCACAAGGAGCGGGUACAAGACGUCCCCAUCCCCAUCUACUACCCCCCAGAGUCCCAGGAUGGCCUAUGGGGAGGUGAGGGAUGGAUAUCAGGCUUCAGAUAUGCCAACAAUGACAAACUCUCCACCAGGCUGGAAAGAGUCUGGAAGCCACAGCUGUUCACCAGAGAGUUGUACAGUGAGAUCCUCAACCACAAGUUCACCAUCACCGUAACGGCUCGCGCACUAGACCUCAUUGAUGCUGCCUACGGCUUUGACUACUACAUCCUGAGGACACCAAAGGAGGACCUGAACUCCAAGCUAGGAAUGGACCUGAGGCGGGCCAUGCUCCUGAGGCUGGCCUUUAAAGACACCCAGCUCUACCCAGAGGACCCUGCCAAGAGGGAGAACAUCUACACCAAGUACAAACAGCAGUUUGAGAUCCCUGCAGAGGAGGCUGAGUGGGUUGGCCUGAGUGUGGAUGAGGCUGUGGAGAAACAGAGACAACUGGAGCACAAGGAGCCGGAGCCUCUGUUCAAGAGCUGUGUGGAGAACCUGGUGAAGGAGCUGGCCAUCCAGAAACUCUCUGAACCACAGCUGGUGGAGAAGAAGUAAGGGUCAUUUUCUGAGGAGCACUAAGGUCACUUCCUGUUGACAGUGACACUUCGUCCCAUUGAAAGACACUUAUUUAUUCAGGUUCUAUUUUUCAGCAGCACAUUUGGACAUAUCUCCAUCUGGGUUGUUACGAUGUAAAUAUUCCCCAUUCCUGUUUGAUAGUGAGACUUUCCUUGAUCAGUGAUAUCUCAUUUGUCUGAGGAAUAAAAUAUUCACAUUUCUUGAUUUGUUUUUAUUGACAAUAUGAUGCCUAAUCUAGACUGUCAUACUCCAGUUUAUCCUCUAGAUGGAAGUGUUUUUCAGUAUCAGAAUUUAAGAAUGAUAGAAGACAGCCAGGAGCCUCUUUUAUCAAAGGUGCUUGCGCACGGAAAAAUACUCUAAACCGUGCUUGUGGCAGUUUUCCCGUAUUGAUAAAUGUUGAACUUAAUGGGGAAGUGUGCGUAUUGCAGGUACAGUUCAUACCAUAUGCAGAAGAUUCACAUUUUCUAGUGGUUGACCAAUUGUAUUGCAAGCAAAUAUUGUUAUUUUUGGAGGAAGUGGAGGUGUUUGAUUCAUGUGUAUUGUAAUAAUGGUAGGCUAAUAAAAACAUGUAGGUCUAAUUGUAAAACGGAUACAUCAGGAGAUCAGAUAGCAGCAGGAAUCCUAAUAUGUUUCUUUUGCUUUAAACAUUUUUUUUUAUAGGCCUAAAUUAUUGUCAUGUUGCAGGACGUGUCUCUCCUUUUCAACCAUGACUGGUUUAUUCCUGCUACACAACAAAUAGGUAGUUCCACGAAAAGGGUGCCUUUUUGCAUCCCUUUGAUAUUUGAAGUGGAAAUUGUGCACCAAUAUUGAAUUUUAAAAGCCUGUUAUUAAAUGAAGUGCCCUUUUAAUAUAGACCGCAUGGAGAAGUCAAUACAUCUGAAUAAAAGCUUGCUAGUGUCC